Fusarium oxysporum Fo47 is the source of this 950-nucleotide messenger RNA. RefSeq lists its product as uncharacterized. The coding region runs from base 234 to 950 and encodes 238 amino acids. The record is from RefSeq and is a predicted model, not a curated record. The transcript is spliced from 5 exons. NCBI's taxonomy places the organism in Eukaryota, Fungi, Ascomycota, Sordariomycetes, Hypocreales, Nectriaceae.
CCUACUGAUACUAUCCCCUACACCCGUGCAUGAAGGUCAAAAUAAGUAACGGGGUUCUGUCGUACGAUGCUGAUGCACGUCUCGGAAUAUUGUGAGCGUCACGGCAAGUCCAAAAUAGAUACCGAGCACAUGCCGAGAGUCUCUAAUAAUGACAAUGCUUGCUGAUAUCAGAAGUAUCGGGGAGUUGUUACUUGUUUCUUUCAUUGUGUACCAUAUUGAGUAUAGUACUGGACAUGGUUCUGGAAGAUGCUCAAACAAGGCAGCAAGUCCCAGAUGAAUUGUUCAAUCAGCGGACUUGCCAAGCACAUCUCCCGAACCACAUAUCACGGCAGCCUGAGGAAACAAAGACACAGUACACGUAUCCAGGUGAACGUAUAAGCUCGCUCCUAGGGGUACAGAAUAGCGAGUCUGUUUUCCGUGGGGACCCCAUGGUUCCUCAUCCCCAGAAUUAUACUACCACCAGAGUCCGGGUGCCCGGUAAUGGGUCACGGAGUGCCGAGGAAGGUGUUCCGGAUGAUACGAUCACACAUCUCUAUGAUGCCCUGCCAUGGUCAAGUUCCCCAGACCUCAAUGUAGCACCAGUAUCCAUAUUUACAUACGGAUGGGCACCCGGGAAAAAGAAAAUCAGAGGAAGGGAAAAAGAUCGUCGGCCAUCUGCCGUGCAUAUGCCGAUAAGGCAUCCAAGUUGGAGGUCUACGGAAAGCAAGGAACCAACAACUGUGAUUGGAAGUAACAAGAGCUCGAAAUCCUGGGGCACUCGAAAGAUCAGGCCAGAAGCUGGUCAGGGCGCAUGCUUCAACAUUCCACAUCCCGCGGGGUUCGCCUUGCGACAACUUCAAGGCAUUUCACCGAUAGUCCUCAAUUGGAUGAGCAAAUUGGCUGAGGGGGCACCUAACUCCGUCAAUCCACUGGGCUUUGAAACCCUCAACAAGCGACGAAGACAUGCCUGA